Messenger RNA from Wasmannia auropunctata (little fire ant), 1997 nucleotides. RefSeq lists its product as uncharacterized. The transcript has 6 exons. Lineage: Eukaryota; Metazoa; Arthropoda; Insecta; Hymenoptera; Formicidae. The record is from RefSeq and is a predicted model, not a curated record. Bases 342 to 1685 code for a protein of 447 amino acids.
UUUAACGCGUUUCGCGAAAACGAAACAAAAGCUGCCGUGUAUCUGUCACCAGUGAUUUCUUCGCAUGCUAAAUCACACAAACCCUUCCAGGUCUGUCACAAUACAAAAUUCCUACGCAUAAUGACAAAUUAAUCGAUCCGGCCUUAAUUAAGCGCCGGUUAUAUGCUGCCAGGAUGGACCGUUAAUAUAUUGCAAGCUUUCGCAACAUGAAAAAAUACUGGAUCCAUUAUUUGAGCGCCAAGAAAAGUCAUCGCGCUAAUCGGAAAAGUUUAUCUUUUGGAAACUCCAGAAAAUACAUUUUUACAAGAAUCACCUAACAUCGACGACGACAACGAUCGACGAUGGCGAGCCGGAAACCGCGAAUUCAACCCGCUCUCACAAAGACGCAGGCACUACGACAGGCGAGGAGUGCCACUAUAGUGAAAGAGUACGAGCAGAGGGAAACGGGACGACCAUCACAGCCGCAGAUCUUGGCAGAGCCUGCAGGCAGAAGGCGGCGAUAUGCUCCAGCCGAGCCGAGGAGAGUCGAAUUUACCAGACCGACUAUGACGAAGGCGAUGAUGGCCCGGGUGAAGCAUGCGGAGAAGAUCAGGCAAGAAUAUGAACGUAAACAGGAGGAGCCGGUGCGAAGGGUGCCAAGAAGAGCACCUGCGCCAAUCGGUGGUGAUCCCAGAUUUGGUAGAGAAAGGGUACCACCUAGAAGACGCGUCCCGACGCCGUCUCCACCGGUUUCGCCUCCUAGAGCAGCGAGAAGGCCAGAAAGACGAGUGAUGCCGGAGAGAAGAGCACCAGAACCGCUGCCGGCUAUUCCAGAGAGGACCAGGGAAUUGGCGAGAUCCAUGAACGCCCAGGUGAUUCAAGCCGAGCCGGUUGGCGAGGGCCCGAUCGACAGCAUCGUGAUACCGCCGAGAUCGCUAAACGAGAAUCGCACUACCAUCGUCAGCAUCCCUCAACCACCUGCAGCCACUGUCGAGGCGGCAGCAUCCGAAAUGGCGAAUCGCUCGAUUCGAGCAAUCAGUGAAACCCUCAAUGAACAAGAAGCUGUAGAAGCGGCCACGGUGCAGGGCAAGUUGGAAGACUUACAGCAAGCAAGACGGGAUUUUGUGAUGGCUGUGGCGAAUGUCGGCGGUAACGCCGUAAAGCUCGCGGAAGAGGAGAGACCUAGAUACGUUUACAAAGUUCCUGACAUCGAGAGCGAGAUGUUCCGCGUCGAAUACGGCCGAGAACAUCCAAGUGUUGUUGCGGCUCGCGAAUUCGCCCAAAGGAGUAUGGCCGGGAUCAGGGCGCGUGAGGCAGCUCGCCGAACCGAACGGGAAUUCGAGAGGAUAGCGCAGGAACCGCUGCCGGAGGAUCUGCGCUUCGAUGUGCCGUUCGAAGAAGAGUUUUUACGCGAGGCCGACAUAUCCUGGGAGGAGGAGGAGGACAUGCCGCGUGUGUCCAGGAUAAAGGCCACCAUGCGCGAAUUACCGAGGCGCGAGGUACCCUACGAAUAUUCUCCUUUCGACCCGGAGGAGCUCGAGAGGUUCUUCGACGUGGAACAAUAUCCACAAAGUCCGCUACGUGGACCACCACCCGGUCGCGAGCACCUGCCGCCAGAACUCUGGGAGCUGGAAGAUCCUUGGGCGACAUGCGGCGUCUGUCCGCGGCAAGAAGCGUCCGAUCUCAUCCGCUUCGAGAGCCCUUAAUCUCUCGUACAUAAUCAUGUACAUAAUCUGACAGACUUGUGUCCGUUUCCAAGUUUCGGGGAUAUUUUGGAGAAAAAAAGCGUAAUGAGAGGAUCCAAUGAAGAAAAUAGGCCGAUAAAUUGAGCGUUAAAAAACGCUCGCAGAAAUACGAAUCAUCAUUUAUCAUCAACAUCCGUCAUGCAUCACUUAAUUUAUCACAGAGAAAUUGUCCAAAGUAUAAUAAACUGUCCAAGUAUAAUACACUUUGUAUUUAAAUUUAUAAAUAUUAUAUUACACAUUUUUAAAUAAAUGUACAUUAUAGGUUUAAAAAAA